AUGAAUAGAAGCAGUAUUAGACAAAAAAGAUCUAUAGGAAAAAAUUCUCCUUUAUCAAAAAGGCCAAAAUUAGAUUUUAGUUUAAAAAAUCAGGAAGUCGCCCAUGACAGCCAUGAAUUUUCAACAACACCCAGUAGCUCCUUUGAUAAAUAUGUCAAACACAAUACACCGAAUAAGUCGCUGGAAAAUAGGUCAAAUGGCAACACUUCCAAUGAGCCCGAUUGGGAUGAUGAGUUUUGUGGGGAAAUCUUUGAGAAAGUCUGUUUGGUUGCAGAUCUUUCUCAGGCCAUGGCAAACUGUCAACCUGCUCCUGAAAAAUUAGAACAAACCAAAGUGAAUUUAUCGAAUAAAAGUAAAAGAUCACCUGCUUCGAAAAGAAUAAAUUUAAAAUCUGAUGAAGAAGAAGAAUUAGAAAAAUUAAAAUUAGAAUUUUUGCAACUUCAAGAAAAAUACAAAACAAAAGAGGGUGAGGUUCACAUUCUCAGGUCACAACUUAAACAAAAUGAAGAAAUAAAACAAGCUGCUGCUGUUAACAGCAUCAAAGCCAUGGAAGAAAUUCAAAAAAAGUACAAUGAAAAAAUUACCUUAACGGAACGUGAAUUAGAAACGUUCAAAACGAAAUUACAAUUUAAGGAUAUGGAAUUUAAAACAUUGAGCGACAGGUUUAGACAGUUGGAAUACACCAUGACCAAAAGUAAAUCCAACGAUAUCAAUGCAUCUCAGUGUGAAACAAUGAAAUCUUGUAAUACAUUUUCACAAAUGUUGAAUCAAAAUAUGGAACUCGCACAAGACAACAAAAUUGAUGAUUAUUAUCCAUCCCUCAAGUCUGAUAUAAAUUUUUUAGAUUUAGAAUAUAAAAUUUUUUCACCGCACGAAGGAAAACAUUUGGAAGAGUGUCUAUGCCCGGAAAUAUUUCAAUUUAUCGAAGAGCCGAGCGUUUCCCAUUUUUACACAUUCAAAAGUGAAAUUAAUUAUUACAGAUCAAAGUUGGAAUUUGGUAAAAGAGAAAAAUAUAAAUCGUUUGAUUUACCCAAACAAAAAACAUUCCUCAAAGAUCUAUACGAUUCUAUAAGCAGUCUUUUUAUUUACGAAAGUUUCAACGAUAAAAAAGCCAAACGAACGAUUCAUGAAAUAUUAAAUCACAUAGAAAAAAUUUUAGAACACGUCAAAGAAGUUGUUUUGUUUUUAAAAAGUGUACACGUUGAAAAUUACGAGUAUUUAGACGAAUACCUAUUAGAAAAUGAAAGAGAAGUUAAAGGUAAAAAGCUCUCUGCGGAAGAAUGCGGAAUCGAAGGAAGGCGUACUUUGGCAUUGGUGUAUGCUUUAAUGAUAACAUCACAAGUUGCCGUUGAUCACGUUAAAAACAAGCCAAAUUUCAUAACAAUUUUAAAAACUUUGGCAGCCACGAUAGGAACAUUGAGGAGGCCUUUGAGUUAUACGGGUGUUCUAGUAGGGAUAUCAUACAUACUACAAAGGCUACUCCUGGAAGACAAUCUUACGGAAUCCACGUUGAAAUCGAUCAACGAAAUCGUUGAAGAAUUGAUAUUUUCACGGCCCAAAUUGGACGUUUUAAUUGAAAUCGUCAACGUUUUAUCGUGUGGAAAAAAUCAUUUGAAUUUCAUGAUGAAUCUGUGUCGGAAAGCCACGUUGGACUCGUGUUCGCUUUACAUGGAUUCAUCUCUCAGACAAGCCAUGUUUUUCACAAAAAACGCAUGCCCCUUGAAACUUUUAUGCAUGCAAAUCAUGGGACUCGCUUGCCUUCCCUCGAGCAAUAAAAUAAUAUGGGAAACGACGAAUUCGAUAAUCAAAUGGUUGAAUAAUUCCAUGAGAAAUCCAAAAUGCAAAAACAUAAAAUGGCUACCUGUCAAUUCGCUCGCGAACGAGGAUAAAUGUUUCGACGUGACCGAAUGUCUCGUCAAUUUGUUAACAUUUUGUUUGAAAUAUUAUUUAUCGAAAUUUUCGUACUAUGAUUUUUCCGAGAACGCAGAGGUUUAUUGUAAAUUAACAUCGAGGGGGGAAUCAUCAUCGCUGGAUGAGGAAAAGGAAAAAUUGAUAAACGUCAUCGGUCACGGAGCCAUUUUAUUUAAAAGAAUAAUAAAAACGAGUCAGAAACAAUUGCACGAUAAUUUACACUCGAUAAGGUUUUUGUCACUGUUGAAAUCUUUAAUGCUUGAAAAAUCCGAGGCGCCGGAAAAACGUUAUUUAAAUGCCACACAAAUACAAGCGAUAAAUUGGCUAACGGAUUUACUAGAGGGUGAUGCCAACAAUCAAAAUUAUUGUCUCAAACAAACCACAUCGACCAUACCUGAAAUUGAAAUAUUGAGUGCCUUGAAAGUAGACGACGAUUCAAAAAUAUACUGA
Messenger RNA from Pediculus humanus corporis (human body louse), 2361 nucleotides. RefSeq lists its product as uncharacterized. Lineage: Eukaryota; Metazoa; Arthropoda; Insecta; Psocodea; Pediculidae. The coding region runs from base 1 to 2361 and encodes 786 amino acids. The transcript is spliced from 2 exons. The record is from RefSeq and is a predicted model, not a curated record.